AGGGAGAGGCGGGAGGCAGCGGCGCGGCCGAGCUCGUGGGAGACGCUAUCGCAAGAUGGCGUCUGCGAGGCCGCGGGAUGCGGAGUGAGCGCGCCCCGCCGGGGGCUGUGCGAGGCUGCUGCUGCUCUCCCCGUCGCCGCCGCCGCCGCCGCCACUGCGGCGCCGCCUCUCCGCCAGCCACUGCGCCGCGGCCAAGCCUCCUGCCUCGCAGGUACCUCCUCCCGCGCGCACGCUCCGCGCCUGAUGGCAGCGACAAGUGCCGGCUCGCGGAGAGCUAGCGGGGCUCCCUGGGCCCGGUGCGCCCGACAAUAACGCGUGAAUAACUUUUUCUUGCAGCGGUCCCCCGCGUCCCGGCCUGCAGCCUCCCCGGGCGCCGGCGCCCCCAGCACGCCCCAUCGGGCACCCCACUCUCUCCGAGGUGUGGGUGCGGCGGGCUGAUGAGGUGAUCCCUAGCCCGCCUGGGAGGAGCGCCUGGACUCGCGGGCGGCGGCGAGCGCCUUUACAAUGGCCCUGACCCUGUUUGAUACAGAUGAAUAUAGACCUCCUGUUUGGAAAUCUUACUUAUAUCAGCUACAACAGGAAGCCCCUCAUCCUCGAAGAAUUACCUGUACUUGCGAGGUGGAAAACAGACCAAAGUAUUAUGGAAGAGAGUUUCAUGGCAUGAUCUCCAGAGAAGCAGCCGACCAGCUCUUGAUUGUGGCUGAGGGGAGCUACCUCAUCCGGGAGAGCCAGCGGCAGCCAGGGACCUACACUUUGGCUUUAAGAUUUGGAAGUCAAACCAGAAACUUCAGGCUCUACUACGAUGGCAAGCACUUUGUUGGGGAGAAACGCUUUGAGUCCAUCCACGAUCUGGUGACUGAUGGCUUGAUUACUCUCUAUAUUGAAACCAAGGCAGCAGAAUACAUUGCCAAGAUGACGAUAAACCCAAUUUAUGAGCACGUAGGAUACACAACCUUAAACAGAGAGCCAGCAUACAAAAAACAUAUGCCAGUCCUGAAAGAGACACAUGAUGAGAGAGAUUCUACAGGCCAGGAUGGGGUGUCAGAGAAAAGGUUGACAUCACUUGUUAGAAGAGCAACUCUGAAAGAAAACGAGCAAAUUCCAAAAUAUGAAAAGAUUCACAAUUUCAAGGUGCAUACAUUCAGAGGGCCACACUGGUGUGAAUACUGUGCCAACUUUAUGUGGGGUCUCAUUGCUCAGGGAGUGAAAUGUGCAGAUUGUGGUUUGAAUGUUCAUAAGCAGUGUUCCAAGAUGGUCCCAAAUGACUGUAAGCCAGACUUGAAGCAUGUCAAAAAGGUGUACAGCUGUGACCUUACGACGCUCGUGAAAGCACAUACCACUAAGCGGCCAAUGGUGGUAGACAUGUGCAUCAGGGAGAUUGAGUCUAGAGGUCUUAAUUCUGAAGGACUAUACCGAGUAUCAGGAUUUAGUGACCUAAUUGAAGAUGUCAAGAUGGCUUUCGACAGAGAUGGUGAGAAGGCAGAUAUUUCUGUGAACAUGUAUGAAGAUAUCAACAUUAUCACUGGUGCACUUAAACUGUACUUCAGGGAUUUGCCAAUUCCACUCAUUACAUAUGAUGCCUACCCUAAGUUUAUAGAAUCUGCCAAAAUUAUGGAUCCGGAUGAGCAAUUGGAAACCCUUCAUGAAGCACUGAAACUACUGCCACCUGCUCACUGCGAAACCCUCCGGUACCUCAUGGCACAUCUAAAGAGAGUGACCCUCCAUGAAAAGGAGAAUCUUAUGAAUGCAGAGAACCUUGGAAUCGUCUUUGGACCCACCCUUAUGAGAUCUCCAGAACUAGACGCCAUGGCUGCAUUGAAUGAUAUACGGUAUCAGAGACUGGUGGUGGAGCUGCUUAUCAAAAACGAAGACAUUUUAUUUUAAAUUUUUAAUUUGAGGGGAAAAGAAAUGUUUUACAGAUGAAGGAAUGUUUUAUAGUAAUUUAAUUUGCUCCUGUAGCUGCAUUAUUUCUUGAUUAGAGGUUUGGGCAUAUAACCAGAUUAAAGUGAAGGAACUUUCUGUUGUUUUUGUAGCACCGCUCAGCUGUCUUGUAAAACAGUGAACACACGCUUUCUGGUUCUAGUAAUCCUGGGUGUUUAUCACGUUCAGAGAAACUCAAGCUAUUGCAUGAUUAGCCCCCUAUCUGGCAAGGAAACCCCAUACAGAAGAAACAACAAACCUGCGCCUGCACCGCCUCUGCGUCCUGGGUAGUCUGUGCUUGUAAUCCAGCAUGUUUCACAGAGUAAGCCUGUUGUGACUUUGCUUUUGGGGUCUAUGUCAUUGGUUUCUGAUGCUUGUACAAACACGCACACACAAAUGGAUAAAACAGCACCUCUGGCUGUUGCAUUACCAUAAACCAUAUCACAUGCCUACAUUUUGCAAAUGAUUUCUGGUUUCUCUUAGUUCUUCUCUAACAUAGUACUUUCUUUCCAGCAAAAGCAAAAUGUGUUUUCAGAUUUGUUACUUUAAUAAAAGUUAUCCAUACCAAUAAAAAGUGUACAACACAGCA
Molecule: messenger RNA, 2509 nt
Organism: Gorilla gorilla gorilla (western lowland gorilla)
Lineage: Eukaryota; Metazoa; Chordata; Mammalia; Primates; Hominidae
Gene: CHN1
Product: chimerin 1
Exons: 13
Coding region: 505-1884 (459 amino acids)
Biological process (GO): positive regulation of GTPase activity; regulation of small GTPase mediated signal transduction; ephrin receptor signaling pathway
Molecular function (GO): ephrin receptor binding; GTPase activator activity
Source: RefSeq, a predicted model, not a curated record